Messenger RNA from Haliotis rubra (blacklip abalone), 3677 nucleotides. Its product is annotated as serine/threonine-protein kinase 38-like. The record is from RefSeq and is a predicted model, not a curated record. Gene Ontology annotation, biological process: intracellular signal transduction; peptidyl-serine phosphorylation. Gene Ontology annotation, molecular function: protein serine/threonine kinase activity; ATP binding. NCBI's taxonomy places the organism in Eukaryota, Metazoa, Mollusca, Gastropoda, Lepetellida, Haliotidae.
UUAGUUAUGUGGUGAUGAGGAUUGAAGGUAGACGUGGAGGAGAGAGGAGGGAUACUGUCGGGGUCACUACCAUGACCAUAGAAGAGGAUAUUAUACACCAACCAUGGGAAUAUGCAUUCUUGUUUUGAUUUCCUGAAGACUAAGAGUCGUCGCUCCAAGAUGGCCACAGUAGGAGAACAAGUGCCUAUCUCAAACCACACCAUUGACAAGGUGACAAAAGCCAAGGUUACCUUGGAAAACUACUACUCAAAUCUCAUUUCUCAGGCUGAGGAACGGGAAACAAGGUACCGGCUUUUGGAACAAUCAAUGGAAGAGGAAGGACUUUCAGACGAACAGAAAUCGGAGCGACGACAACAACAUGCCACCAAAGAAACCGAGUUUCUUCGACUCAAGCGAUCUCGCCUUGGUGUGGAUGACUUUGAACCCCUCAAGGUUAUCGGCAGAGGUGCUUUUGGCGAGGUACGCUUGGUUCAGAAGAAGGACACUGGUCAUGUCUAUGCAAUGAAGAUUCUUCGCAAGAUAGAUAUGUUGGAGAAAGACCAGGUGGCACAUGUCCGGGCUGAGAGGGACAUUCUCGUGGAAGCUGAUCACCAGUGGGUGGUGAAGAUGUACUACUCCUUUCAGGAUGGCCUGAAUCUCUAUCUCAUCAUGGAGUUCCUUCCUGGAGGUGACAUGAUGACACUGUUGAUGAAGAGAGACACACUGACAGAGGAGCAGACCCAGUUCUAUGUCGCAGAAUCUGUGCUGGCUAUAGAUUCUAUACACAAGCUCGGCUUUAUACACCGAGAUAUUAAACCAGAUAAUCUUUUAAUGGAUGCUAAGGGACAUAUCAAACUUUCAGACUUUGGAUUGUGUACAGGAUUGAAGAAGUCGCACCGAACAGACUUUUACAAAGAUCUCUCACAAGCCAAAGCAGGGGAUUUUAAUGGGAAUCCUAUGGAUUCAAAAAGAAGAGCAGAAAGCUGGAAGAGAAAUCGAAGGGCAUUGGCCUAUUCCACAGUAGGAACGCCUGACUACAUCGCGCCUGAAGUAUUUAUGCAGAAUGGCUACAUGAGCACCUGUGAUUGGUGGUCUCUCGGGGUCAUCAUGUACGAGAUGCUUAUAGGUUACCCGCCAUUUUGUUCAGAGAACCCCCAGGAGACAUACAGGAAGGUGAUGAACUGGCGAGAAACACUCAUCUUCCCGCCAGAAGUGCCUAUCUCUGAGGAAGCCAGGGAUCUCAUUCAAAGGUUCUGUUGUGACGGAGAGCAUCGGAUCGGUGCCCACGGUAUAGAGGAGAUCAAAACUCACCCAUUCUUCAAGAUGGUAGACUGGGAACAUAUCAGGGAGCGUCCGGCAGCCAUUCCAAUAGAAGUGAAGGGGAUCGAUGAUACGUCCAAUUUUGAUGAUUUCCCUGAAAUAGACCUCAAAUGGCCAACAUCUCCGCAGCAGCAACAAGAAGCCACAAACAUGACUGCCGAGGGCAGUGAGAAGGACCCUAAAUACAAGGACUGGGUGUUCAUCAACUACACAUUCAAGAGGUUUGAGGGGCUCACACAGCGAGGAGCUCGACCGCCUCUCUCCAAAAGUUAGAAUAUGGUCCCCAGAAGCGGACAUGUUGUGCAGGGAGUGAAGAUGGAGACAGCUUGUGUGAUAUGUUGCAUCCUCCUGUAACCUGGCCUGCCUGUCUGUCUGCCUGCCGCCAGGAGUCUCUUAUGCUCUCUGUGUAUCCAGAGUAUACGGUGUUGUUUUGAGUAGUGCUGGAAGAAUGAUGUGAUUUUGCAAAAAGUUUCUGGUUUCUUUUAGGUGAUCCAGUAUGAAAGACAAUAGUGUCUGUGUGAUCAGUGUUGGUUCUUUGAGUUCGUGAAUGACAGACAGACUGAAAGAAACAUUGCAGUACCUAGGAGAAUAUAUUUCAGUUACGAAACCUGAACAGAAUUUGAGUGUCCAGUUUAUCCUGCUCUAAUCUUUCAGCUUCAUAGAACACCAGGAUUUUAGCUAAGGAGAGCAGACGACAGGUCAAGGUCAGGCAGGUCAAAAGUCAGAGUUCUCCUCAAAGUGAUUCCUUAAGAUGACUAUGGGGUUCCUGUGAGCCAGUCUCUGAGUGGUUUCUGUGUUUGGUUUGAUCUUUGGCUCUUGGGUUGUUUGUUUGAAUGAUACCAGUCAUCCUAAUUGCGAUAUAUUCAGGUAUUUGCAUGGUAACCAUUAGUGUCCACUGGCGUCGUAUUUAUAGCUAGCCGAUUGUGCAAAAACAACAUUUCCUUUUAUUUAUUUAUUACAGUUUCGUUUCCAUUUCGUCCCAAAUGAAUAUUUAAAAGCUAAAAAAGAGAGAAAAAAUACCAGGGAACUGUUUGUUCUGACAUUAUGCUGUGAAAUUUGUGAUUCCUCUGCUUCUAGAACACAAAGCUUAAAUGGAGUGAAUAUGUCCAUAUGAUGUUGAGUUAUUUAAUGUACGACAAAGAGAAAGCCAUGCUUGCUUCUCGUGUGUAACAACAUUCCAACUCUGUGUAUAUAAUCCAUGUGAUUCAGAACAUUGUGAGGAAAGUGUAGUUAGUAGGAGGGUUAUUAUGUCCGGGUUAGUCUUUCGUAGAUAUAGUGUUGACCUUUAACAAGCAGUUUGUUACAUGUGUGUUCUCACUCUGGGAUGACAGUGAGAUGUAGUGCCGGCGUUCUGGGCAAUGUGGAUGGUACAGGUGCGACAGUUUAGACCGAUCUUCAGUCUAGAAAAAAUGGUAGAUGGCCAGUUGGGAAAUAAAAUGAGUCAUUUUUAUGUCAUCAUCUACUUUUGAACAUUGCAAUACCCACCCUAGACUUGACAUUAUUCCAAACAGGUCGAGCCAGAAGAAAUGUUGUAGGUCCUGUUAAGUACAAGGGUUUAUUCAUGUUUCAGUUUCAUUACUAUCAGCCAGUCUACAUCAGGAGAUGGCUGGCCUUUACCCGAGUUUGAUCAUACACCCAAAUUUCUUAUAAAUACAACAGCUCAGCCCACCUGAAGGUUCGCGUGAAAGUGUAUCAGUGUGGCUGUAUCAGCCCAGUAAACACACAGUGGUAUCCAUUCUUGCCUCAGAUGCCAUGCAACUAGUGAUGGUUUUAAGUGUUGCUUACUCGAGAUGUUAUACAUUUAAUGCUGUUAAGUUAUUAGCCAGAAGUGCUGAAAGCAGUCCGGUGCCAAGUUUACGUCACUGUAGUCAUACAUAGUCAUGUCGAACAACACAGACAUCUUCCAGCUCAUACUGAUCAUAGGCAACAUUCAUCACACGAGAAUCGGUGCUGGGUUGUCCACUCCAUCGGGUGAUCAAUUGACAAAGGAUAUGAAAAGAUGAAACGGCUCCUGGUCAAGUGAUCUAAAUCAUUAUCCACAGUUUCUUGAAUCAUAAGGAAUACAAAAUCUACGUCCCCUUAUAACCAGUUCAGACAACAGGAAUUAAGAGGUGUACAGACGUCUUGAAAUGUCUUGUCAGAUAGCAUGUCCUGUGUGAUUCAUUUUGCAGCCAUCAGAACUGUGCGAGACCUCAUGGACUGUGGACGUCCCUCAAAUAAGUCUCUGUGUUGUGUCUUAAGUCAGCCAUACUGUAAACAAGGGAGACAACCCAUGCAGAUCAGUAAACUAGCAGUUGUGGGGGCUCUUUCAUCAGCUGAUUAUUGUAUCUUGUCAUAUCUUUGUGGUGCUAAGAAUACAUAAAUAAUGAGUAUUUUGA